AUGGACUACCUCAUACGCUUCUCCCAGUCGCACGAGACUUUUCGGCGCGCAGAGAUCGAGGCGAUAGCGACAUGCCUCGGCUUUGACAUGCAAGUCGUGUUCUACGAUGACGAUUCACCGUUCUGCAUCGUCCGCCUCCCCUCCGAGGAAGCAGCCAGGAGCCUCGCCAAGCGCUCCAUCCUCGCCCAGAGCAUCCACGAGCUCUGGGGCACCGGCGCCACCCUGCCGGACCUGCACGCCGACGUCCGGCGCCGCAGCGCGCCCCUCUGGCCCCGCUACGAGACGGCCUCGUUCCGCUUCGACAUCGACGCCUUCCGCGGCGCCCACACCUCGGCCUCGCGCCUCGAGCGCAUCAACUCGUUCGCCUACCUGCCCCUCCGGGGCCCCAUCCGCAUGCGCGGCCCGGACCUCGACUUCGUGCUCUUCGAGCACUGGGCCCCCGAGGCCGUGCCCCUGGCCCUGCCGGACCCGGAGCGCUACUACCUCGGCCGCCUCGUCGGCGGCACCGCGCGCUUCGAGCUCUGCAAGAAGCUCGACCUCAAGAAGAGGCGGUACAUCAGCACGACGAGCAUGGACUCGGAGCUCGCGCUCGUCACGGCCAACAUGGCCCUCGCGGCGCCCGGGAAGCUGUUCUACGACCCCUUUGUCGGCACGGGCAGCUUCCCCAUCGCGGCGGCGCAGUGGGGCGCCGUCGCCUGGGGCAGCGACAUUGACGGGCGGGCCAUCCGCGGUGGCGGCGGCGGCGGCGGCGGUGGCGGCGGCGGCGGCGGCGGCGGCAAGGCUGGCGCUGGGGACAAGACAGUCAGGGGCAACUUUGAGCAGUACGGCCUGCUGUCCGGCCUGGGCGACAUGUUCACGGCCGACCUGACCAACUCGCCCAUCCGGCGGACGCCGCUGCGCCUGUUGAACGACGACAGAGACCCAACACAAUCAUCAUCAACACCACCAUCGACAUCAAUACCAUCAGCCAACGGCACCGCCACGCCAACAGCGACAAUAACAAGAGGCAUCCUCGACGGCAUCAUCUGCGACCCGCCCUACGGCGUCAGGGAGGGCCUCUUCGUCCUCGGCUGCCGCGACCCGGAGCGCACGCCCUGGGUCGACGGCAAGUCGCGCCAGAUGUACCGGGACCCGGCCUACGUGCCGCCCAAGAAGCCCUACAGCUUCCACGCCAUGCUCGACGACAUCCUCGUCUUCGCCGCCGAGACGCUCGUCGACGGCGGCCGCCUGGCCUUCUGGAUGCCCACGGCCAACGACGAGGAGCAGGAGAUCGCCGUGCCGACCCACCCCUGCCUCGAGAUCGUGUCCGUGUGCACGCAGGCGUUCUACAAGUCAGCAGCAGCAGCAGCAGCAGCAGCAGCAGCAGCAGCAGCAGCAGUUUUCAUGGGGUCCCGGAGGUUAAUCACCUACGCGAGGAUACCAGACAGCCAGGUCGACCAGGACGCGCUGGCCGCGGCCCUGGCCAAGCAAAAGUCACAGAGCGGCGUUGGGGGCACAACUGCGGACGAGCUGAAUCCCUUUCGGCGAGGGUAUUUCACGAAAUUCCAGAGCCCGUCGGCCUCGGCCUCGGCCUCGGGCACCGCCUCACCAGCGCCGGGGUAG
Thyridium curvatum is the source of this 1602-nucleotide messenger RNA. RefSeq lists its product as uncharacterized. The coding region runs from base 1 to 1602 and encodes 533 amino acids. Gene Ontology annotation, biological process: methylation. Lineage: Eukaryota; Fungi; Ascomycota; Sordariomycetes; Thyridiales; Thyridiaceae. Gene Ontology annotation, cellular component: cytoplasm. The transcript has 4 exons. The record is from RefSeq and is a predicted model, not a curated record. Gene Ontology annotation, molecular function: nucleic acid binding.